UCUACGGAGAGCUCACCAACUCGGACCUGUUCAAGUGGCUGCAGCAGACCAUCGAUGAGCUGUACAGAGACGGAACCGAACAAGACUGCCGUCACCAAUUUGUUCAAAUACUCCAAGAUGCUUCUUCACUGGUUAUACGAAAAGUUUGGCCUAGUCGACGUUUUCGGUGAACCGGGACGUUGGCUGAAGGACUUCUGGGACAAUCCCCCCGCUUCCUUAGCCAAGGCCAAGGACACAAUAACAUUAGUUUACCACCAGCUGGCCUGGACGGUCGACCAUCUCGGCGUAGCAGACUUCUUCCAGCGGACAAUGGCCAAGAUAUACCGAGAGGGUGACCAGUUCUGGACACAGACGGCCAUCGAAGGAGCUCAGAGGUAUUUUGAGGGUAAAUCGAUGAUGGUGAUGCGACCAGAGCGUGGCUACAUCUCCUUCGUACAAAUACUGCCGAUGCCCUGGUACGGAUUUUAUCAAAGCCCAGUCUGGGAGGAGCUACCGGAGCUGCAGAAGAUCAGGCGUAUUCGGUCUCUGACCAAGAGUUCGGACUGGACUUUGUACGACAUCGCGAUCGCUUACUGGCCGGGCAGCAAUCCAAUGGAAUGGGUGCCACCUUUCAAAGGACACGCCGUCCUCUCCGGAUCAUCCACCUUCGUCACAUUCGACGGCAGGCUCUACAGCUUCCAGGCCGACUGUACCUACCUUCUUGCGGCAGACCUGCUGGACGACAGGUUCGCCGUCGAGGCCACCUUCCGGCGCCACGGCUCGGUCACCAAGACGAUCUCGGUGACAGCCGGCGGGCACACGAUCCGGCUCGGGGGCGUUGACGGCUUCCGGAUCACGGCCGAUGACCAGCCGGCCGAGGCACCGCUGGAUCUCGGCGAACUGCGAGUGACACGCGCCGGGGACACCGUUUCCGUGCUCCUGCCCGGCUGGAUGGAGCUGCACUGUAACCAGGGCUCGGACGUCUGCAGCCUCGAGAUCAGCCGCUGGCUGUUCGGUCGGACCGGCGGUCUGUUCGGCACGCACGACAACGAGCCGUACACGGACCUGGAGUCGCCGGACCACCUGCGCGCUAGCGGGGCUCUGUUCGCCUCCUCCUGGGCGCUGCACAAGUGCCGCCGGCCGGCCCACAUCGUCGAGCCGGGAGCGGCGGCACCCGAGACCGUCAGCGUGCGGACGGCGAAGCGGUCGGACGGCUUCUGCUGGGGCUUGCUGGGCGCGCCGCAGUCCGAGUACCGCGCCUGUCACCGGCUGGUCGACCCGGCGCCCUUCCUCACCGCAUGCCAGCAGCAGGGCGACGAGAACCGUUGCGUCGCCGUGAGGGCCUACGUGGAGGCGUGUCGCCACCGCGGCUGGCCGCUCAAGAUGCCCAACAAAUGUGUGCAGUGCGAGAUCGACGGCAAGCCCGUGUUCGAGGGCAGGACGGUGCGCGUGCAGGGCGAGACGCCCGCCACCGAGGUGGUCUUCAUCGUGGAGGCCAAACAGUGCAACGCCAACAUCACGGCCAGACGCAGCAUCGGCCGCCUGGUGAACUCCCUGAGCAUAGCUCUGCGACUGGAGAAAUUCGCCACCACGAAGUUCGCCGUGGUGGUGUUCGGCGGCGACGGAGUGCAGGACCAGCCGCAGGUGCUCACCGUCAAUGGCCAGAUCUUCUCGCGCGCCAAGAGGACCGUCCAAGCCUUCCGUCAAAUCAAACCCGGUUCGGGCGGUCGGGACGUGUUCGGCGCCCUGCGCCGGGCGGCCAUGCUGCCGUUCUCGGCCGGCGUGUCCCGCACGUUCAUUCUGAUGCCGUGCUCGGCUUGCGAGGCCAGCGCCAUGAGCAUCGACUACACCACGCUGGCCAACGCCUUCGCGGAACAGCAGAUCACCCUGCACGUCAUCAUGGACGGAGACCUGAGCGUGUCCAAGAAGAAGGGCAAGCUGCUCGGCAUUGACAGAAACAAGGCGUGGACGCUGAAGGACGCCAAGAAGCUGGUUGGCGAUGCUGCCCUGCUGAAGCACGUCAGGACGCCGAAGGCCCAGCUCAAGCUUUGUGAGCCGCUGGCCACCAGGCAAACCCAAGGCGCCAUAUUCUCGUCAUCGAAGCUGACGCCGCACCCGCGGACGGGUCGCCUGCGCAUGAGGCAGCUCAAGAAGUGGAUGCUGGUGUUCGGGAAGCGCGUGGCGCUCACCGCUCGCCCGCAGUCGUGCCAGAACUGCGAGUGCGCCGCCGACGUGGAGGGCACGGCCCGGUUCGAAUGCAUGCCGUGCUCGUCCGUCCCGCUGCUGCCCUCCGACCUGGAAGACGAUAUCUUCUACAGCGACGACGCUUAGCCUACGUCGGUCGCCCUAGCGACAGUCGCGCCACCGUGCACCGGACCCGCGGCGCUCGAGCGAGCCCGGCGCUCCAGCGCGCUCGUGUACCGGCCGGGACGGCGCCCCGCUGCCGUCAGCCGCCGCGGACCGGCCGAGGGGUCCCUCGGUGCGGGUCUCGGUGACGGAGUGCGGCCGCGCCCCCGCCAGUGACGGCGGGGAGGGAACGCCCUGCGGCCAGUGAGCUGACAGGGUUGGGCUGGCUGUCCCUUCUCGUUGAAAGGGGAGAGACCUUGCGUAAGCAUAGUGGGGCGUCGUGGUGAUGUCGGGGGGAGGUCACGGCGCUGGAAGGCAUCUCGCCCAGUUAGCAGGAGGUGCAAAUGUUCUUCGCCAGGCGCGCUAGUGCCUCAUCCUCGUCAGGGAGUCCUCCGCCGGGCCCGGCACGAGCGUACGGCCCAGCUGGCUACGCCUUCCCUCUUGCCGCCUUGGUCAAAACACGGCGGCGGUGGCGCUGUUGUCGCUGUUGGUAUGGUCUCGUGAAUACUUGGGGUUGCUUAGUGUAAUUAUGGGGUCUCGUGCAGGAGCGCCCCCAGUCUACGCUGAGGGGUUCAAUGCUGACGAAUAAGGUUCAUGGCUUUCCUCAAAAACGUCGCCGCAGAGUGUCAUAAGCAACUGCUGUUAUUCCUGGUUUUUAGUUAAUUUGCUGCGAAUCAUGAAAACCCAUCGGGCUCUUGUGUGGCGUGCCCCAAGUUGUUAUUAGUCAGGCGCAUCUUGUGCUUGCAAACAACACAGCGUUUUAGAAUAGAUACUGUCCUCUGUCUCAUCUCAUGCUGUUAACUUUUGAAAAAUAUAUACACGCUGGGAAGUGCAUUGUU
This is a messenger RNA of Pollicipes pollicipes, 3164 nucleotides long. RefSeq names its product apolipophorins. The coding region runs from base 55 to 2310 and encodes 751 amino acids. Lineage: Eukaryota; Metazoa; Arthropoda; Thecostraca; Pollicipedomorpha; Pollicipedidae. The record is from RefSeq and is a predicted model, not a curated record. The transcript is spliced from 16 exons.